Messenger RNA from Rotaria sp. Silwood2, 1059 nucleotides. The record is from the annotation of a GenBank genome assembly. Lineage: Eukaryota; Metazoa; Rotifera; Eurotatoria; Philodinida; Philodinidae.
AUGGCUUAUACAAAUCGUCAAGUUUCUCUAUUAACUAGAAUUUACUAUGCUUGGAUAGUACUAUUUUUCGGUCGUCUCUGGCGAAUAUGGCUUUAUCUUACCAAACGAAAAAGAAAAUCAACAACCAAAAAUAAAACAUCAAGUGAUCAAUAUUUUUUUAUCACAUCAAAUGCUUUAUUAUCCAUCGAAAUAAACGCACACUGUUUGAUUUACAUCUAUUUAUUAAUUGAACAAAAAUUUGUACCUGAAUCAUUAGCAGAUUCUAUUCAUAUAUUCUCAUCUCAACCAUGUGAAAGCGUCUUUCGAGACGCACGCGCAUUAUCAGGAGUUUAUUCAACUCAAAUAAAUUUUACUAUGAAACAAUUUCUCAAACGAAUUAAUAAACUUAAUGCUCUUACUGAACUCAAGCAACUCGAAUUAACAAACAAAAUUGAAAAAAUUAAUUUUCCUAUUCAUCACAAAAUCAAAAAACUUACUAAUCAAUCUGAAUUGAAUAUUACUGAUGAAAUUACUGAUUUUAAUUCUAGCAACAUUGAAAAAAUAAUUGUUCAAGCAUAUGAAGCAGCACAAUAUCUGGCAAUAUCAGUAGGAAUGAGUAAAGAUCUAAUUAAAUACGAUCUUUUCGAUAUGGAACAAUCAUCACAAUUGGCAGAGAAAUUAUUGAGAUUAAACAAUUUAACUGAAACGGAAAUACUGAUUAUUGAUGGUAGUAAUAGUGAAGAUAGUGAUGAAGAAGAUAAUUUUGAUGGAUAUGACUUUGAAGAACGUCUUGAUGAUGAAGAAGAAGAGGAAGAGAAAAAGGAAGAAGAAGAAGAAGAAGAUGAUGAUGAUGAUGAUGAUGAUGAUGAUCCUGGUUUAGAUGGUGCUGAAGAAGACAAUGUUGACGAUGAAGAAGAUCAUGAUGAAGUUGAUUAUGAUGAAAAUAACGAAGAAACUAUUAAUGAUGAUAUUGACGAAUCAGAUGGAAAUGCUGGUGAUUAUGAUUCAUCUGAAGAUGAUGCACAACCAACGAUUACUUUCGAAAAUGUACAAGCAACAUCUUUUUCAGGUGUUUACUAG